This is a messenger RNA of Didymodactylos carnosus, 3377 nucleotides long. The record is from the annotation of a GenBank genome assembly. NCBI's taxonomy places the organism in Eukaryota, Metazoa, Rotifera, Eurotatoria, Philodinida, Philodinidae.
AUGGAUUUGGAGACAAUUCGUACUGAGUAUGAAUCAAUGUGUCGGGAUCUUAAUAUGGACAUUGAAACAACUAAGGAGGCUUGGUUAUCCUACAUGCAUAUUCGUCGACAUUACGUAUUAGAAGGAGAUCAAUUACACUGGCUGGCUUGUUCGCUCUACGUUGCUUGCCGUACAACAACUAUACCGACCAUUAGUGGCACAGGAACAGAAACAUGCAAUUCUAUAUCGUUAGAUCGUCUAUUAAAAUCAGCUAACAAUCUGCAAUUAAUCGUUUUUUUUGAUAAAUUACGUAAAUGGCAAGAUAUGGCAAAUUUACCCGAAAUAUUAAGAAAAAAAAUAGGCCAGUUAGGAAACUCAUUUGAGAUUGUAUCAAUUGUUUAUCAGAAAUAUAUACAAAUGUUUACACAUCUAUACGGUCAAGUGACAAAUACAGCCAAAAGUGGUGGUGAACUUAAUCCAAAAUUAUUAAAAAAUAAACGUAGUCAACAAUCGCACAUCACACAACAUGAUUUGUACAUCCUCUGUUGGAGUCUAUUUUCUUUAACAAAAUCAAAAUUUCCCGCUAUAGCCAAUGAUUUAGUGAGUGCCUAUCAUUUAUUAGUGGCUUGUAUGGAUCUGUUUUAUAUGAAUGUAAUACAAUCAAAAUUAAAUCAUCUGUUGAAAGGUACAUAUAUUUCGCCACAUACUGAUAAUGGUGAGAAUGAAACAUCAGUUCAUGGAUAUUCAUCGUCAGUUAUUGAUGAGUUAUGUUCACGUUACAGCGGUCGUGCUGAAGAUUGUCGUACAAUCUAUGAACACUAUCUAAAAACUUAUUUAAAGCGUUUAUUGAUCAAAAGUCGUCUGAAGGGUGAUAUGACGACAUAUACUUCACUGUUACAUCCAAUUGAGCAUUUUCAAGCAAAUCUUAGAGAAAUUAAUCGCUAUUACGAUGAAAUUGUUUUAACACGGUGCGUUAUUGAUGAACGAAUAUUUUUCACUACUGAUCAAAAUGGUAGUGGUUUAACACCGUUGUAUGAUUUGGUAACAUCUCUAAAUGAAAAUCGUACGUGUUUAAAACCCAAGACACCAUUAACAAAUCGUAGCCGAUAUGUACUAGGCAUCGAUGGAUAUGCAACACCAAUAUCAAUAGCUAAUCAAAUGUUAGCUCAUAUAGCACAAAUAAUUGGAAAUUUGAUAAGUGCCGAACCAAGUACAAAUUUACAACAAAUAAUUAAAAAUCAAGUACAUUUAGAUAGUUUAGUUCAACGUGUGAGCGAGUGGAAACAAUUAUUUUAUCAAGAAUAUGCAAAAUCGCUACAACCACAAACUCUAAAUCAUGACACAGAUAGUGGUAGUAGUAGCAGUGAUGAAAAUACCGACGAACAACAACAUCAGUUAGAAGAACGAUGUCGAUGGUCGAAAGGUCGUAUGGAUAUGUCAAUAAAGCUCUUCUACCAUUGUCUCGAUGAAAUUCUCACUGCUGAACGUAAACAUUUACAACAAAAUCAUGGUCUAAACGAACAAGUAUCAUGUACAGAAGCAUGUAACAAAUUAUUAAUGAAAGAUGAAUUUAUUAAAUCUCUAUUUGCUCUAUGUUUGGAUCUUAUCUUGCGUUCAUAUCACGAUAAACAACAUGAUUACAAAUGGAUUUUGAAUCUAUAUCAGUUAGAUUCGUUUUUGUUUGUUAAAAUUAUUGAAAUAUUUAUUCAAGCCAUAAAACCGAUUCGAAAUUCACGUGAAUUUAUUAAACAUUUAAACUCAAUGGAAGAAGAGUUAAUUUUACAUAUGGCUUGGGCAGAUAAAUCACAAAUAUGGAAUGAAAUUGAUAAACGAGGUAUUUUAAUAUAUGAUAAUGUUAAAAAACGUCAGCAAACUGUUAUUAUUAAUCCACAGACAACUACACCAACACAUGCAACCGGUUUAUAUGUGACCAAUUCACCCAUUUCACAAAAAGCAGCUAAUAAAUCUGCUGAUUCAUUGUCAUUUCGUUCAUUAACUAAACGUUCAAAAUCCGAUAAUAUGAAUGAUUGGCUACUACCACCAUCACCUUCCACACAAAAGAAAAAUGGUCCAUAUCUUAUGUUUUAUCGCAAAUUAUAUACAUUCCUUUUACGUUCAAGACAUUUAGAUCAAAUACUCAUUUGUUGCAUAUAUUUAACGUCAAAAGAAAUGCGUGUACCAUUGACAAAAUCAAAAUCAAUAUCCGAACAUUCUUAUGCUUCAUCGAAUGGAAAAAUAAAUGUUGAUUACACGGAACAAUCAAAAUCACUAACGUGGGCAGAAUUGACCAAAAUAUUUUAUAAAGGUUUACCAGGAGCAGAAGAACAUGUACUGAGAAGUGUACUAUUAAGCACGUCAGACACAAAAACAAACGACGAAUCAUGUGAUGAUCAGGAUGCAUGUUCAACAAUUUUAACACCAUCUAAACCAGCUGGCACUCGAAUCCGUAUUGGCAAUGAAUCUUACGGAGAUAUUAGUAAUUUUUAUUCGGAUAUAUUUUUCAAACAAGUAAUUGAUACGGUGCAAUGUUAUUGUGAAACAACUAAAACAUUUUGUGAAUUUCCACGAGAAUUAUUAGCAACAACAAUUAGUAAUCAGAAUAUAUUUUCAUCACCAAGAAAAAUACAAGUGGAUAGUGGUGGUAAAUCAUCAAUUAUAUAUUCAACAAAACCAUCAUCAACAUCCUUGUUAGCAAAAUUAAUUCCUACAAACAACAAUACCACUGUAAAUCAAAUGUCACCCAAACUUUCUGUCACCUCUUCUUCACCGAGUCAGCCUACUAAUGUUUUGUCUUCAUCAAUCCAAACUGGUCAAGCACAAAUCACCACAACAAAAACUCGAACACCUAAUGGAAAAUUUAUUACAAUCAUGACUGGUUCAACAGCAGCAAAAACUCCUUCAAAUCUACAACAAAAUGGUAUGGGAAAUGCUGUUACAUCUUCGUCGUAUGAACAACAAAUUAUCUUUGGUAAAUCAUCUGCAAAUGAUUUAGAAGCUAUCAAUUCUUAUUUGACCAAUAGAUAUAAACAACAAACUAUCAAAGCAGCAAAUUCUUCGUCAUCUGCUUUACCAAAUAACAGUAUAUAUUCCACUGUACGUAUUAAACGGAGUUUAUCCGAUGCACUACUCGAACAAGAAGACGAGAUUGAAGAAAUUAUACUUGACGGCGAUAACACUGUGUUAUCUCCAACUAUAUUUCCUAUACCCAAACAACAACAAAAUGGUACCUCUCGUAAUGAUGAUCUCAAUUCUAUUACUCAGAAAUUACUGCUACUUCAGAAUGAUCGUCAACGAGAACGAGAGCGACAACAACUAUUAUCACCAUCAUCGCGAGAAUCAACAUCGGGAGAUUCAAAUGAUUCACUUACAUGUUUAUCCACAUCAAAACUACCUACACC